AUGGCGAACGUGGCCAAGAUGGUGUCGUGGUCCGGCCGGGAGGGCGAGGCGGAGGGCCAAGGCGAGGCCACGCCGCUCCUCAACGGCACGGGCGGAGGGGCCGCCGCCCCGCCCCGCCAGCUCACCCCGUCCUCUUCUUCCUUGCGACUCGGGCGCAUGAGCUACGUGGACCUCGACGACGAACAUGAACCAGAAAUGGAUCCGCCUCGGGCACACCCUAAUGAGAUCCCUCACAGCGAGAAAGUCCUCUCUCUCAAGUACGAGAGCUUGGACUAUGACAACUGUGAGAACCAGCUGUUCUUGGAUGAAGAGAAGAGGAUCAAACAUACGGCGUUCCGGACGGUGGAGAUUCGGCGGUGGGUCAUCUGUGCCAUGAUCGGGAUCCUCACCGGCCUCGUUGCUUGCUUCAUCGACAUUGUGGUGGAAUACAUUGCUGGCCUGAAAUACAAAGUGGUGAAGGGCAAUAUUGACAAAUUCACCAAGACAGGCGGCUUGUCCUUCUCUCUGCUGCUCUGGGCCACGCUGAAUGCGAGCAUUGUGAUGGUCGGGGCCGUUAUCGUUGCUUUUAUUGAGCCUGUGGCAGCUGGUAGUGGAAUACCUCAGAUCAAGUGCUACCUCAAUGGAGUUAAGAUCCCCCACGUGGUCCGGCUGAAGACGCUGGUGGUUAAAGUCUGUGGUGUGAUUUUCUCUGUGGUUGGAGGCCUGGCGGUCGGAAAGGAAGGGCCAAUGAUUCACUCUGGAGCUGUCAUCGCAGCUGGCAUAUCUCAAGGACGGUCAACUUCUCUGAAGAGAGACUUCAAGAUCUUUGAAUAUUUCCGGAGGGACACGGAGAAGCGGGAUUUCGUCUCCGCCGGAGCUGCUGCUGGCGUCUCGGCUGCCUUUGGGGCUCCUGUCGGUGGUGUCCUGUUCAGCUUGGAGGAAGGCGCUUCCUUUUGGAACCAGUUCCUGACCUGGAGGAUUUUCUUUGCCUCCAUGAUCUCCACCUUCACCCUGAACUCCAUCCUGAGCAUUUACAAAGGGAAUCCCUGGGACCUGUCCAGCCCUGGACUCAUCAACUUCGGCCGGUUUGACUCUGAGAAGAUGGGGUACACUUUUCAAGAAAUCCCAAUCUUCAUAUUCAUGGGAGUGGUGGGUGGAGUUCUUGGAGCCAUGUUCAACGCCUUGAACUACUGGCUGACGAUGUUCCGCAUCAGGUAUAUCCACCGGCCGUGCCUGCAGGUCAUCGAGGCCAUGCUGGUGGGCGCUGUGACAGCGGCUGUGGCCUUUGUCAUGAUCUACACCUCGGCAGACUGCCAGCCCCUGCAAGGCAGUGGCAUGGCCUACUCACUCCAGCUCUUCUGUCCUGAUGGCGAAUACAACUCUAUGGCUGCCGCCUUCUUCAACACACCAGAGAAGAGUGUCGUCCGCCUUUUUCAUGACCCCCCAGGCACGUACGACCCCAUGACUUUGGGGCUCUUCACCUUGAUGUACUUCUUCCUGGCUUGUUGGACCUACGGGCUAACAGUUUCGGCAGGCGUCUUCAUCCCCUCCCUGCUGAUCGGGGCUGCCUGGGGCCGCCUCUUUGGCAUCUCUCUCUCCUACAUGACCAGCGGCUGGAUCUGGGCCGACCCAGGGAAGUAUGCCUUGAUGGGAGCCGCGGCACAGCUGGGGGGCAUUGUGAGGAUGACGCUCAGCUUGACGGUUAUCAUGAUGGAGGCGACAGGCAACGUCACCUACGGCUUCCCAAUCAUGCUGGUGCUGAUGACGGCCAAGAUUGUGGGGGAUUAUUUUGUCGAGGGUUUGUAUGACAUGCACAUCCAGCUUCAGAGUGUUCCCUUCCUGCACUGGGAAGCCCCUGUCACAUCCCACUCGUUUACCGCCAGAGAAGUGAUGAGCACCCCGGUGACCUCCCUCCGAAGGAUUGAGAAAGUGGGCGUCAUUGUGGACAUCCUCAGCGAUACGUCGUCCAACCACAAUGGGUUCCCUGUGGUGGAGAGCAUUCCAGGCAGCGAUCAGGCAGCGGGACUGCGAGGCCUGAUCCUGCGCUCCCAGCUGAUUGUUCUCCUGAAGCACAAGGUCUUCGUGGAGAGAGCCAACCUGUCCCUGGUGCAGCGGCGGCUGAAGCUGAAGGACUUCCGGGACGCCUACCCCCGCUUCCCCCCCAUCCAGUCGAUCCACGUCUCCCAGGACGAGCGCGAGUGCAUGAUGGACCUGACCGAAUUCAUGAACCCCUCACCUUACACCGUGCCCUUGGAAGCCACCCUAACAAGGGUUUACAAGUUGUUCCGGGCCCUGGGCUUGCGCCACCUCGUGGUGGUGGAUAAUCAUAACCAGGUGGUGGGUCUGGUCACACGGAAGGAUCUGGCCCGAUAUCGCCUGGGGAAGGAAGGCUUGGAGGAGCUGCCCCUGGCGCAGACGUGACUUUGCCGCUGGGUGCUGCGGACCUUGCUGUGCACCAGGCUCUCGCCAGCCUCCCGGCGCUGUUGCCCUUGGGAGACCGCGGACGUGAAGCCAAACCCCGAAACGCCCGGCGUGUGGAGUCCCGCACUUUGCUGUGUCCCCGGCCUCUCCUCCUUGUCGCCAUUCUCCUCUUCAGCCUUGCGCUCCUCUCGCCAUCCUGACCUUGGGUUCUCCGCACGGGACUGCAGAUAGGCUCUGUACAACUGCUUUGGGGUCCCCUGGGGCUUCAGGAGGGGCGUCCCCCACAAUUGGAGAGAGGCAGCUGUCUGGGAGUCCCUGUCUCUGUUACAGACCUGGGCUGGGAGGUGUGUGUGUGUGUCCAUUUCUGACCAAGCUUUCUUCCUCUGGCCCUGCUCCUGCCAAUUGUGCCUUCCAAGACUCGCUACCCCCCCCACCCGUUUUGUCAAUCCUGCUGUGCAAAAAAUGCUCUGAGCAAUGCUGGACUGGAGACCUUGGCUGGCAUUUACUGGGAACAGUCGCAACACACCUCCCAUACAGCUCAAUGUUGUCGUUUUUAACUUGUGUGUAAAGCAAGGGAGCGGGGACUGAACUGUGGUCCAUCUCCAGGUUGCUGCUGGACCCCCCCCAUCUCUGUGGCCAGUGAUCAGGGCUGGUGGACUCAACAAGAAUCUGCUUAGCCGCCCCUGAUUUAACGUUACCAGGCAUGUUGACAGAAUUGGGCAGGGCAAGGGUGGCAUUUUCCCAAUCCAGCCACUGCCAAGAGCUCAUCACCCAGCAGUGAAACUCUGGCAGCUUGUUCAACACUCAGCAAUGUCCCAGCCCUGUUUCCUUACCCUUAGAUCUCUCUUCCUCCCAAAUCCUUCACACCCAGGCUGAGAUUGUGGGGAGCCCUCGCGGCACGUGUUCCCUCUGGAUCUGCAGCUGUGAAGAGCUUGCACCGCUGGGCUUGUGUACAGCCUCUUCUCCUCACCCGCCACUCCCAGGCGGAGAGUCUUCCUGAUAGGUUCAGAGGGUCUUUCUCCCCCCACCCCUUAUAAACAGCAGCCUGCCUUCGUUCAUGGUUGUUUGGAUCCACUUUCUCUCCCCCACCCCACUCCUAAUUCUCACACUGCCUUGCACCUCUUUGCAUGUUUAGCUGGCGGUAGGGAAGAUUACAGGGGAGGCCAGUCCGGUAGGGCAAAUUGGGCGCCGCCCCGCCAAUAUCAGCCUGCAACCCCCCUGGGGAAAAACAAAACCCUGCCUGCCUUCUUACAAGCAAUCCUGUCUGUGUUAGCUUCCUCCUCUAUGCUCAGUUGGAAGACUUAGCUAGAAAUAGCUGGCUCUGCCUGGCUCUGGCCUUGGCGCCACCUACUGUUAGGCUCCCUGCCUUUCGCCCAUUGGGCUCCAGCCACCACUGCAGAAGAGAAGUAGAGCCCAAGCAGCUUGAAGGAUCGCCCUUAUGGGCAGGAAGGACAGGUGAGCUGGGUGGGUGGCGUUUGGGCAAGAAGCACCCAGUUUAACAAGAUGCCGGACCAAACCAAUGUGCCCACUUCAACCUGAAGCAGCCUGUCUCACCCCCAAGGACUGGGGCCUCCUCUUUUCAGCAUCUGUGUACAUCGGGGCAUGCUUGCCCAGAGCUUCUAAUAGCAUAGGGAGGGAGGAAAGGAAUCCAGGGGAGGAUUUAGCAAAGGGCAAACGGGCCUCCCUAAGCUUAUAGCAAGGUUUUCUCUAUUUUGGACUACAACUCCCAUCAUCCCUAGCUAAGAGGACCAGUGGUCAGGGAUGAUGGGAAUUAUAGUCUCAAAACAUCUGGAGGGCCGGAGUUUGCCUAUGCCUGCUUUACAGGCUUGGUGUGAGGGGUGUUGGCAGUCAUCAGGCCCAUUUCCCGGCUCCUGGUCCUUCCCCACAUCUGGCAGACACCUGUCUCCUCUGCUGUUUUCUAUCACGUGGAACACCUGGUGGAAGAGUUCUCUUUUUUGUGCUGAAAUUAAAAAGGAAACUAUUUAUACUUUU
This is a messenger RNA of Podarcis muralis (Common wall lizard), 4392 nucleotides long. RefSeq names its product chloride voltage-gated channel 7 (gene CLCN7). Gene Ontology annotation, cellular component: lysosomal membrane; intracellular membrane-bounded organelle. Gene Ontology annotation, molecular function: chloride:proton antiporter activity. NCBI's taxonomy places the organism in Eukaryota, Metazoa, Chordata, Lepidosauria, Squamata, Lacertidae. The record is from RefSeq and is a predicted model, not a curated record. Gene Ontology annotation, biological process: chloride transport; transmembrane transport.